Messenger RNA from Megalobrama amblycephala (Wuchang bream), 1293 nucleotides. Its product is annotated as gastrula zinc finger protein XlCGF7.1-like. Gene Ontology annotation, cellular component: nucleus. The transcript has 2 exons. NCBI's taxonomy places the organism in Eukaryota, Metazoa, Chordata, Actinopteri, Cypriniformes, Xenocyprididae. The annotation marks the transcript as partial. The record is from RefSeq and is a predicted model, not a curated record.
UUCAAACCACUAGCUUUCACCUAUUUGUCACCAAGAAGUUUUUAAUCAUUUAAAAUAUAAUGAAAUUUAGUAUGAUCUCUUAUUCUUUUAUAUACUUUAUUAAAUACAGGUCAAAAUAACUGAUUCCUUUUUGCAUUAAAUAUAUCCGUUAUACUAAAUGAUGAUGGGACAUUAAAACAUUCUGUUUUCACAAAAGUAAUUUGAAACAUUAAACAGACACAUUUCAUUUAGUGAAUUUUCUCUGGACUUUAACCCUAUAAAAACAAACACAGUAACUGAUUUAUUUUUAAUGAAGCUCCUCCCACAGCAGUCACAUCAUCAGUGAAGCUCCUCCCACAGCCAUUCUCCAAUAAAUGCAGGAAUAUUCCCAUCAGAAGAGCACUGAAGCAUCAAGAAGAGCUGAAAACUGCAAAAAACAUGAGUGAUCCAGAACCCUGCAGAAUGAAACACACUGAAGAUACUGAAGAACAAAGAGAGCUGAUGGAAGUGAAGGAGGAGAGUGAAGAACUGAAUGAAGUGGAGGAGGAACAUCAUGACAAACCUGGAGAAAAACCUUUGAGUCGCUCAAAGACUAAAAAGACUUUUUUAAAGAAAAGAGUCAAGAAAUCUACAACCUGCACUCAGUGUGGAAAGAGUUUCUCAACCAAACAAAGUCUUGAUGUUCACAUGAGAGUUCAUACAGGAGAGAAGCCGUUCACAUGUGAUCAAUGUGGAAAGAGCUACAGUCAAUCAUCAAGUCUUAAAGCACACAUGAGGAUCCACACUGGAGAGAGACUGUUCACAUGUGAUCAAUGUGGGAAGAGCUUCACACAAAAAGGACAUCUUAAGAAUCACAUGAGAGUUCACACAGGAGAGAAGCCGUUCACAUGUGAUCAGUGUGGGAAGAGUUUCACACGAAAAGGACAUCUUAAGGAACAUAUGAAAGUUCACACUGGAGAGAAGCCACACACAUGUGAUCAAUGUGACAAAACAUUUCUAGGGUCAUCAGACCUGAAGAGACACCUGAGAGUUCAUACAAAGGAGAAGCCACAUUCAUGUUCUGUGUGUGGAAAGAGUUUUUCACUGCUGUGUAGUUUACAAGAACAUGAGAAAAUUCAUACUGGUGUGAGAGAGUACAUGUGCUUUGAGUGUGAGAAGACUUUUACUAAAGCAAACAAUUUAAAAGUGCACCAGAGAAUUCACACUGGAGAAAAACCUUACAAGUGUUCACACUGUGACAAGAGAUUCAAUCAGUCAUCAUCUCUGAAAACACAUGAGAGGAUCCACACUGGAGAAAAACCUUACAAGUGUUCA